AUGUCCAAGUCUCACAGGAGGAAAAACAGCCAGUUAUUUCUACAAAACAAGAACUCUAGCAACUCUGUGCUACCUCAACAGCCAGCAAGUAAUCAGUCUUCAGAUGAAGUGGUUCGCUCAGGAUCUGUGCAACCAUUCUUCGAUUUAGAAAGAGAGGUUGAUUUAUUUGGCUUUGAAGAUGUUAGUGCUAGUGAAUUGAAUCAUCCAAUUCGCAAUAAUGGCAGCAACAGAUUGAGUGAAGAUUUCGAACCUUUGUCUCAGUGGAGCAAUUGGUACUUAAAUGGUAAAUAUAAUUAUAAGAGAAGGCCGUACUUUCUAUUGGUAAUUGGCGUGAUAAUGCUUCUGACAAUGGGUACUUUGCUCUCGUAUAUAUAUUGGCAUGGUCCAACAGCGACAGAAAGACAGGAUCCUAGCGACUUUAUACCAGAUUUGGAUGAUCCUGGUUCAAGACGAAAUAUCUUUACCAUAGAAGAAAUAUUGCAUGGAGAAUUUUCUAUUAAGGAGGAAACCUUCCACUUUAUUGAUCCACCAGAAUGGCUGAAAAGUCAUGACCAAGAUCCUGGCCUGUAUUUUACAGUUGAGCAAAAGACAGGCCAAAUGGAGUUCAUAGCCAGGCAGCUUUUUGACAGGACUUUUGAACAAAAGAUUGGGAAGGUAACAUUUGAAUUUGAAGGCAAGAGAUACACAACUAGUUCUAUUCAGAUAAAUUAUCCCUUAACUAAGGCCAUAAUAGCUACAAACAUGGAAAAACAAUAUCGACAUUCUUCGAAGGCUUAUUAUUGGCUUUUGGAUAUCCAUUCAGGCAAAUAUACUCCAAUAAGACCCAAGGAAAUUAAGGAUAGGUUGGUUUAUUUAAACUACGCCCAUUUCUCUCCACAUUACAACUACAUUGACUUCAAUUAUAACAACGAUCUUUAUUUUUUUGGUGUCGAAAGUCCAUCUACAGUUUAUAGAAUCACUAAUGAUGGCUCAAACAUAAUUCUUAAUGGAAUCACAGAUUGGGUGUACGAGGAGGAAGUAUUGUCUACUGAUCGUUCUGUUUGGUGGGCACCAGAUGAUUCAAGAUUUAUCUUUACCAAACUUAAUGAUGUUAAUGUAUCAACAUAUGAAAUUGAUAAAUAUGCGUUAAAGAAGGAAAAUAAAGACAAAAAUUACGUCGAAUAUCCUGUUCCUGGCUCACCCAAUCCUACCAUUGAACUUUAUCAGUUUGAUAUUUCAGCUGGUGUAUUAUACACUGUAACGACAGAUUUGGAAUUGGAUCAGCCAAUCCUUUACUAUGCAAAGUUUGUUAGUCCAACACAAUUUUUAUACAAGGUUACUGAUAGAACAUCACGCUACUUAAAGGUCAAGGUAUAUGAACUUGAUCAAAACAAGGUUCACCUGCUAAAUGCAAUGGACACAGCGGCAUUUAAUGGAUGGGUGGAAAAGAGUAAAAAUGUAUUUAGUAUUCCUCCCAACAAAGUUAGCAAAGACUUUGGUUUCUUGGACAUUCACCCGGACCGUAAUGGAUUCAAUCAUAUAUUUUAUUACCCUUCUAUGAAGUCUUCUGAUGUUAAAGCAAUCCAACUAACAUUUGGUGAAUGGGAGGUUUCAGAACUGGUUGGCUUCGAAUAUGAAUCAUUGAAGGUUUUUUUUGCGGGCAAUAGAGAGCACCCUAUGUCUCAGCAUCUUUAUGCCAUCGACCUGUCAAAGGAAAACAAACACGAAUCUUUAGAAUUACUCCAGGACCCCAAUAAAAAGCUGGAUUAUUAUUCAUUUGAAAUCUCAAAAAGUGGAAGAUUUGCCAAAGCCAGAUAUUUGGGACCUAAACCAUUAAAGGUUAAAGCAGGCUCCUUACUGGAAGUAUUGGAUGUAGAUUCUGCUGAGAACAAUAACAACAAUGUACUUUCUCUAUCCGAUGACUCAAACUUUAACGAAUCGUUGAGGACAUAUGACUUACCAAAAACAAGCUACAGCUCAAUUUUACUAAAUGAUGGGACUGAAAUAAACAUUGUAGAAAUUAAGCCCUCCUAUAUUGAUCCUGAAAGAAAAUACCCUAUUUUGGUCAGUGUAUAUGGUGGUCCAGGUUCCAAAACAUACACAACAAAAUCAUCUGUAUUUUUUGAACAAGCUGUAGCACAAGGUCUUGAUACAAUUGUGUUACAGAUUGAACCAAGAGGUACAGGUGGCAAAGGAUGGGAGUUCAAGUCUUGGGCAAGGAAAAAUAUUGGCCAUUGGGAACCUAAAGAUAUUAUCGAAACAACCAAAAAAUAUAUCGAAUUAAAUUCACCACAUAUAGACACGGAUAAAGUGGCCAUAUGGGGCUGGUCCUAUGGUGGAUAUACAACUCUUAAAACAAUAGAACAAGAUUCUGCAGACACAUUUAAAUAUGGAAUUGCUGUUGCACCAGUUACUGACUGGCUAUCGUAUGAUUCCAUAUAUACAGAAAGAUAUAUGGGCUUACCAGAUUUGAAUGAAGAAGGAUAUGAAAAUGCCAAAAUAAAAAAUAUCUCGGCGUUCGAAAAAUUAACCCGAUUAUUUGUGAUACAUGGUACAGCCGAUGACAAUGUACAUAUUGAAAAUACCUUCUCCUUUGUGGAUAAGCUAAACGAGCAUAGUCUGUCAAAUUAUGAUAUGCACAUCUUUCCUGGAUCUGACCACUCGAUUAGCCACCAUAACGGAUCAAGGGUCCUAUUCAGAAAACUAUACAAUUGGAUAAAGCUAGCCUUUCAUCCUCGGGCGUUCCAAUGA
Molecule: messenger RNA, 2730 nt
Organism: Nakaseomyces glabratus
Lineage: Eukaryota; Fungi; Ascomycota; Saccharomycetes; Saccharomycetales; Saccharomycetaceae
Gene: STE13
Product: Ste13p
Biological process (GO): proteolysis
Cellular component (GO): plasma membrane
Molecular function (GO): serine-type peptidase activity; dipeptidyl-peptidase activity
Source: RefSeq, a predicted model, not a curated record